Molecule: messenger RNA, 1086 nt
Organism: Fomitiporia mediterranea MF3/22
Lineage: Eukaryota; Fungi; Basidiomycota; Agaricomycetes; Hymenochaetales; Hymenochaetaceae
Product: terpenoid synthase
Exons: 3
Coding region: 1-1086 (361 amino acids)
Source: RefSeq, a predicted model, not a curated record
AUGGUUCAGCAACCUACACAACUCGUUCUUCCAGACCUCUUCUCCUUAUGUCCUUUUCCAUGGAGUGGACCUAAUCCACACUACUCUCCCUCCAACAGACAAACGACCGAAUGGGUACUUAACUCUGGUGUCUUCGCAGACGAUGCUGGUAUUCGAGCACGUUUGGACGCUACGAUGCCUGAGAUGAUUGGAGCGUAUACUUUUCCUUAUGCUGAUGGAGACAACCUACGGAUCGUCAAUGAUUUCAUUAUGAUACUAUUUGUGUGGGACGAGAUGACGGAUGUACAGGAUGAGAAUGGUGCUAGCGAGACUCGUAAUGCUGUGGUUAGGGCCUUGACUGGCCAAUCUGGCGAUGGUUCUCCACUGGACCGUAUUACAAGAGACUUCAUGAGUCGGGUACCCUUCCCUUCUGACGCAGUCCGUAAACGAUUCAUAUCCCAUUGCAUUGAAUACAUGGACGCAACGAUAGAGGAAGCAUCUCUUCGUGAGGAAGGUGGUGUGCUCAGCAUAGAAGAAUACCUCACUUUCCGACGCAACUCUGGGGCCGUUCGUCCUUGUUUUGACCUUAUUGAGGUCGUCUUGGGUAUUACUCUGCCACGGGAGGUACUGGAAGACCCGAACUUUGUACGGGCUUGGGAUGCAGCGAAUGAUAUGGUUACCUGGUCAAACGCAUGUCUUCUCUCCUUCUCAUUUACAUAUCAUAGGGAAAGUGACAUUUAUUCAUUCGCACUGGAAUAUGCACGCGGAAUCGAAGGGUAUAAUGUAAUUAACAUCAUAAUGCAAGGCAACAGCGACAAAUUCCUCAACAUCCAAGAGGCUAUGGACCGAGUUGCAAUAUACUUCAAGCAGUUUGGGGAGACAUUUUUCAUCUGCACGGAGGGACUUCUCCGUACUCAUUCUUCGUCUUCGUCUAUUGGUUCCGAGAAGAUCGAUGAAGCUGUCCGCGCAUAUAUGUUUGGAUUGGAACAGUGGGUGUAUGGGAACCUUUCAUGGAGUUUUGAUACGAAAAGAUACUUUGGUGGGUUGAAUGAAGAGGUGAAGAGGACCGGUGUCGUGAAGCUACUUCAGCAUAAUUCUGUGGCAUGA